Molecule: messenger RNA, 1009 nt
Organism: Closterium sp. NIES-67
Lineage: Eukaryota; Viridiplantae; Streptophyta; Zygnematophyceae; Desmidiales; Closteriaceae
Source: the annotation of a GenBank genome assembly
GAGAAAGCGCGGUGGGCGCUGCGGUAUCACGAGCUGGGGUCACUCAUGCGGACGGCACAAGAAGCGGGCGUCGGACAAUGGAGGAGGCGCUCGCCAAGUAUGUCUGCGAGCAACGGAGUCGGGGCCUGGCGGUCAGCGUCAAUGACAUUCGGGAAUGGAGCCGAAAGUACAUGCGCAGACACGACCCACAUACCAGGUGGCAGGGGUCGAACCGAUGGAGCCAACGGUUUCGCAAGCGGUGGGGAUUCACACUACGCUGCCGAACAAAGGUUGGGCAGAAGCUCUCUCCAGAAUGCGCCGCGGACUGUGAGGGGUUUUGGAAGUUCGUUCGCAUCAACCGUGCCCGUCAUCAGAUGGACUUACGCCGCAUCAUCAAUGCCGAUCAAACUCCUCUUUUCGUGGAGAUGCCAGCUGGCCGGACGUUGGAGCAGAAGGGGUCCCGUUCGGUGCCGGUGAAGACCGCUGGAUACGAGAAGCAACGCUUGACCGUGAUGCUAGCAUGCACGGCCAGCGGCGACAAGCUCCGGCCGUGGGUAUGGUUCAAGCGCAAGACCAUACCCGAAUGUGAAUGUCCUUCGGGGGUCGAAGUGCAAGCGCAGGAGAACGACUGGAUGGAUGAGGCAGCCGUCAAGAAUUGGCUGGAGAAAGAGGUUCUCCCCUUUCUCAACCCGAAGCGUGGGGUGCCAGCACGACGUGCCAUGCUUGUGCUAGACUCGUACCGUGGCCAUCUCACCGAUGGGAUGAAGCACGCGUACAGGACGCAUUGCAUCAUCCCUGCCAUCAUUCCAGCUGGGUGCACUCCGCUGAUUCAACCCCUUGAUGUUUCCAUCAACAGGUGUUUUAAAGCGGGGGUGAGGGAUGCUAUGCAAAGUGGUUUGCAAAGCACGGCAUCAACCUACGCACGGCCAAAGGAAACCUGCGCCGCCCACCCCACCCCGUGGUACUGAAGUGGAUUGACCAAGCAUGGCGCGAUGUGCCGCGUGACAUCAUCGUGCGAGCAUUCAAGACC